CGCUCCGAGCGCUCCUUCGGGCACUAGUGCGGCGGCCUCGGCAGCGGGCGGCGGCGAGCAGGAGCCCGAACACGGUCCAGCCGCAGCGCGCAGAGAAGCCCGAGCUGUGCCGGGAGCUGGACGGCAACGUCCGGACGAGACCGACACUCUGCUUAGCGCAUUGCGGUGACCUCGCCUUCCUCUACCGCGAGCGCGCCGCAGCUGGAAAAGCGGCGGAGACCAAGGACUUUUCUGCGGUCCGGGCAGAGCCGCCCCGCAGAGCGCACUGUAGCGGUGCCGCAGUCGGGCUCGCCGCCGCGCCGGGGCCCCCGCAGGGCGAUGGAGCCGGGUCUGCAAGAAGCGUGAGGCGCGGCUGCCGGGUUCUGGAGAAGGGGGGCACGGGGUCUGGAGACCCCCGGCGGCGGACGGGAGCCCUCCCCCCGCCCCGCCUCCGGGGCACCAGCUCCGGCUCCAUUGUUCCCGCCCGGGCUGGAGGCGCAGAGCACCGAGCGCCACCGGGAGUCGAGCGUCGGCCGCGGGGCUCUCGCGACCCCGCCAGCACCCGAACGGAGCCUGGGGGCGGCGGGCUGGAGCCGGGGACGCGGUGCCCUCACUCGCCACGGCGGACUCUCCAGAGGACUCUCCUCAACGCCGAGUGAGAGUCAGCUUGAGAAGAAGGGUUGAGCUCAGGGUGGAGUAUCCAUGGAGGUGUGGAGCCUUCUCACCACCCUCUAACUGCAGAACUGGGAUGUGGAGCUGGAAGUGUCUCCUCCUCUGGGCUGUGCUGGUCACAGCCACACUCUGCGCUGCCAGGCCAGCCCCAACCUUGCCUGAAGAAGCCCAGCCCUGGGGAGCCCCUGUGGAAGUGGAGUCCCUCCUGGUCCACCCUGGUGACCUGCUGCAGCUUCGCUGCCGGCUGCGGGACGAUGUGCAGAUCAUCAACUGGCUGCGGGACGGGGUACAGCUGGUGGAAAGCAAUCGCACCCGCAUCACAGGGGCAGAGGUGGAGGUGCGGGACUCCGUGCCCGCGGACUCCGGCCUCUACGCUUGCGUGACCAGCAGCCCCUCAGGCAGCGACACCACCUACUUCUCCGUCAAUGUUUCAGAUGCUCUCCCCUCCUCUGAGGAUGAUGAUGACGAUGAUGACUCCUCUUCAGAGGAGAAAGAGACAGAUAACACCAAACCAAACCGUAUGCCUGUAGCUCCAUAUUGGACAUCCCCAGAAAAGAUGGAAAAGAAAUUGCAUGCCGUGCCAGCUGCCAAGACAGUGAAGUUUAAAUGCCCUUCCAAUGGGACACCUUACCCCACACUGCGCUGGUUGAAAAAUGGCAAAGAAUUCAAACCUGACCACAGGAUUGGAGGCUACAAAGUCCGUUACGCCACCUGGAGCAUCAUAAUGGACUCCGUCGUGCCCUCUGACAAGGGCAACUACACCUGCAUUGUGGAAAAUGAGUAUGGCAGCAUUAACCACACCUACCAGCUCGACGUCGUCGAGCGAUCCCCACACCGCCCCAUCUUGCAGGCAGGGCUGCCUGCCAACAAGACAGUGGCCCUGGGCAGCAACGUGGAGUUCAUGUGCAAGGUGUACAGUGACCCCCAGCCUCACAUCCAGUGGCUGAAGCACAUCGAGGUGAACGGGAGCAAGAUUGGUCCCGACAACCUGCCUUAUGUCCAGAUCCUGAAGCAUUCGGGGAUUAAUAGCUCGGAUGCCGAGGUGCUGACCCUGUUCAAUGUGACAGAGGCCCAGAGCGGGGAGUAUGUGUGUAAGGUUUCCAAUUAUAUUGGUGAAGCUAACCAGUCUGCGUGGCUCACUGUCACCAGACCUAUGGCCAAAGCCCUGGAGGAGAGGCCGGCGGCGAUGGCGUCGCCCCUGUACCUGGAGAUCAUCAUCUACUGCACGGGGGCCUUCCUCAUCUCCUGCAUGGUGGGCUCCGUCAUCAUCUGCAAGAUGAAGAGCAGCACCAAGAAGAGCGACUUCCACAGCCAGAUGGCCGUGCACAAGCUGGCCAAGAGCAUCCCCCUGCGCAGACAGGUGUCAGCCGACUCCAGUGCCUCCAUGAACUCUGGGGUUCUGCUGGUCCGGCCCUCACGACUGUCCUCCAGUGGGACACCCAUGCUUGCUGGCGUCUCUGAGUAUGAGCUCCCCGAAGACCCUCGCUGGGAGCUGCCUCGGGACAGACUGGUCUUAGGCAAACCCCUGGGAGAGGGCUGCUUUGGGCAGGUGGUGUUGGCCGAGGCCAUUGGGCUGGACAAGGACAAACCCAACCGUGUGACCAAAGUGGCUGUGAAGAUGUUGAAGUCCGAUGCAACAGAGAAAGACCUGUCAGACCUGAUCUCAGAAAUGGAGAUGAUGAAGAUGAUCGGAAAGCACAAGAACAUCAUCAACCUGCUGGGAGCCUGCACACAGGACGGUCCACUGUACGUCAUCGUGGAAUACGCCUCCAAGGGCAACCUGCGGGAGUACCUGCAGGCCCGCAGGCCUCCGGGGCUGGAGUACUGCUACAACCCCCGCCACAGUCCGGAGGAGCAGCUGUCCUCCAAGGACCUGAUCUCUUGUGCCUACCAGGUGGCCCGAGGCAUGGAAUACCUCGCCUCCAAGAAGUGUAUACACCGAGACCUGGCUGCCAGGAACGUCCUGGUGACAGAGGACAAUGUGAUGAAGAUCGCAGACUUCGGGCUGGCCCGGGACAUUCACCAUAUCGACUACUAUAAAAAAACUACGAAUGGCCGGCUGCCCGUGAAGUGGAUGGCUCCUGAGGCGCUGUUUGACCGGAUCUACACCCACCAGAGUGAUGUGUGGUCUUUCGGGGUGCUCCUGUGGGAGAUCUUCACUCUGGGUGGCUCCCCGUAUCCUGGUGUGCCCGUGGAGGAGCUUUUCAAGCUGCUGAAGGAGGGUCAUCGCAUGGACAAGCCCAGUAACUGCACCAAUGAACUGUACAUGAUGAUGCGGGACUGCUGGCACGCUGUGCCCUCGCAGAGACCCACCUUCAAGCAGCUGGUGGAAGACCUGGACCGCAUUGUAGCCUUGACUUCCAACCAGGAGUAUCUGGACCUGUCGAUGCCCUUGGACCAGUACUCCCCCAGCUUUCCUGACACCCGGAGCUCCACCUGCUCCUCGGGGGAGGAUUCCGUCUUUUCUCAUGAGCCAUUGCCUGAGGAGCCCUGUCUGCCCCGACACCCACCCCAGCUUGCCAAUGGCGGACUCAAACCACGCUGACUCCCACCUAUCACUCAGCCUCCCCAGAUUCCAUGGCCAACUGUAACCCUCAACCACAACUCCCUGCUGGGCCCACUGCCUGUCCCUGCCCCCUUUCCUGCUGGCAGGAGCCGGCUGCCUGCUUGCGGCCUCCCUGUAUGGCCCCCUCCACCCCACUGAGCUUGCCUCUCUUCCUCCUCUUCCUCUCAGCCUGCUUCGAGGGAGAGGAGCAGAGAAGCAGGUUCUUGCUGAUGGACACUUUGUUCCUUCCCAAAUUCUGGACCAAGACGCCUCCCUGCCACUGGGCCCUGCUGUUGGGCAGUGGGAGAUGAACUGCGUGCAAGGCAGAGCUUCCCGAGCUUUCCUGUGUCGGUUUUCUUGUUUCACCUUAACCCAUGAGCCCCUUGCAUUCUGGUGGCAGGUGCCUUGUCCUCAGGGCCGCAGCAGUAAGGAGGUCGACGCUUUGGGCCUUGACUGAAGACCACCUCUCCUCCAGAUAGAUGGUGCCAGUAGCUUAUUAAUUCAAUACUAAUUUGCUUUGCUGACCAAAUACAUGGUACCAGAAGAUGGGGGGGCAGAGAGGCAGGGAAGCAGUGUUGUGGCCCUGGGGCCCAGCCCCGAAGUGGGGGCUUUGUACAUAGCUAUGAAGAAAACACAAAGUGUAUAAAUCUGAGUAUAUAUUUACAUGUCUUUUUAAAAGGGUCGUUACCAGAGAUUUACUCAUUGGGUAAGAUGCUCCUGGUGACUGGGAGGCAUCAGUUGCUAUAUAUUAAAAACAAAGAAAAAAGAAAAAAAAGGAAAAUGUUUUUAAAAGGUCAUAUAUUUUUUGCUACUUUUGCUGUUUUAUUUUUUUAAAUUAUGUUCUAAACCUAUUUUCAGUUUAGGUCCCUCAAUAAAAAUUGCUGCUGCUUCAUUU
Molecule: messenger RNA, 4091 nt
Organism: Otolemur garnettii (small-eared galago)
Lineage: Eukaryota; Metazoa; Chordata; Mammalia; Primates; Galagidae
Gene: FGFR1
Product: fibroblast growth factor receptor 1
Exons: 18
Coding region: 728-3196 (822 amino acids)
Biological process (GO): fibroblast growth factor receptor signaling pathway; multicellular organism development; protein phosphorylation
Cellular component (GO): signaling receptor complex; membrane
Molecular function (GO): fibroblast growth factor binding; fibroblast growth factor receptor activity; ATP binding
Source: RefSeq, a predicted model, not a curated record